This is a messenger RNA of Malania oleifera, 1719 nucleotides long. RefSeq names its product serine/threonine-protein kinase ZRK1-like. Lineage: Eukaryota; Viridiplantae; Streptophyta; Magnoliopsida; Santalales; Ximeniaceae. Bases 157 to 1212 code for a protein of 351 amino acids. The record is from RefSeq and is a predicted model, not a curated record. Gene Ontology annotation, molecular function: ATP binding; protein serine/threonine kinase activity. Gene Ontology annotation, biological process: cell surface receptor signaling pathway; protein phosphorylation. Gene Ontology annotation, cellular component: plasma membrane. The transcript is spliced from 2 exons.
AGGAAGAAUCCUUGGUCAAAUGGGCUAAAAUAUUAAAGAGCAUAAUUUUCGUGCUAGUUCUCUUUAUUUUCCUCUCUUUCUUUCACCAGCAAGGACAGUGGGCACAUCAGGCAUUGGAUCAUAUCUAUAUUUCUGACCUUCAAAUUAAAAAGAAACAUGUUUACUGCAUGCUUGAAAAGAAAUAGGAGAAAAGAAGCGACAGCUGAGACAGCAUUGAUGCAAAAUGUUGAAAAGAAUGGUGCAAUGUUACUCAAAGAGGUGAUUGCUUCUUCUUAUGGAAAAUGUUGUCCUAUCCGGUGCUUCUUUGUCGAAGAACUGAAAAAAGCAAAAGACAUCUGUGACCGAGGCCAUGCUUUUAAAAAAGAUGGCUUUCAUGCACUCUUCAAGGGCUCUCUUCAGGGUAGACCAAUUUGCAUUAAGGAAUAUUCACCAGAUGCGAAUAUUAGUUCAGUUAUUAAUGAUAUUGUGAUUGGAUCCUGGAUGAGCAUUAAUAAGAAUGUUCUGAAGCUCUUAGGAUGCUGCUUGGAGACCGAAAUCCCUAUUCUAGUGUUCGAUUUUGCAGAAAUUAAGGGAACUUUGGGCCUUUGUCUUUAUGGUUCCCACGAACCAGAGUGGCAGCCUCUACCAUGGAAAUGCAGGUUGAGGGUUGCAGUGGACGUAGCAACUGCAGUUGCAUACCUACACACUGCCCUUCCCACACCCAUCAUCCACAGGGACAUUAACCUUGAGAACAUUAUUCUGGAUCAAAGUAAUUCUGCCAAAUUGUAUAACUUCUCUCUUUCCGUAUCCAUUCCUGAAGGCGAAACACAAGUAAAAGUUGAUGUUGUCUCUCGAACGUAUGGAUUCAUGGCACCAGAGCACAUUACUACCUGUUUUUUGACCGAGAAAGCUGAUGUUUAUUCUUUUGGUAUGCUUCUGCUGGUGCUUUUGACUGGACAAAAGGACGUCUGGCGCAAAAUUGAUUGGAAUAUAGAUGAUCUUGAUGAAGUAUCCAACCCCGCAAAGUAUUUUGUUGAGAACAACAGGUUGAGUGAGAGUGUGGAUCCUGUAGUAUUGAGAGAGGCAGCUGGAAGGCCUGGGAUGGAGCAGCAGUUGCAGGAUUUUGCAACAGUUGCCCUGAGGUGCAUCAAUUUAACAGUAGAAGAUAGGCCAACAAUGAUUGAUGCAGCAAAACAACUCAUGCAGAUUGAACAGUCUACUCUAGCCCAGUAAAUUGCUUCACUUGGCUCCAUCCAAGUUUGUAACUUUUGAUAACUUUGGUGUUGGACAUUUGGAUAUAUUUUAGUUUAUUUACUUAUCUUUUACUUUAAUUCAGAAAAUAUAGUAUUCGUAAUCUUAAGUGGGUUUGGACUGCUUUCUUGUGAGUCUUCUGUCUUGUUUUCUCUUCAUUUUCUCCUGAAAAAUAUUUUGUUGGAUACCUUAUGUGGAACUGUUUGAAGUGGUUUUUUAAAAACCUAGAACACUCCUAUAGCUACUCUAAUCUAAUUAAAAACACCCUUUAGCUUCUACUUACUCUUCCCCAAUUAUUUCUUAAAAUUAAAAAUAAAAUUGAAAUACAACUCUAACUAUCCAUACUGUUAAAAAUAUUCCCUUCUAUUUAUUUUUCUCUUAAUCAAAUUAAAAUUCCCUUCGACUUCUAUCUAUUUUUUUUUUAUAUAAUUAAUCCUUCAAAUCUUAAUUUUUUUUUCUUAAGAUUUGAGUUAGUUGGAAUUUAUUUUA